This is a messenger RNA of Colletotrichum truncatum, 1497 nucleotides long. RefSeq lists its product as uncharacterized. The record is from RefSeq and is a predicted model, not a curated record. Lineage: Eukaryota; Fungi; Ascomycota; Sordariomycetes; Glomerellales; Glomerellaceae.
AUGAUGAACCAAAAUCUCAAUCUCGAUUCAAUAUUUCUUUGGCUAGCAAAUAUCAGCCCCCAGGGCGAUCUUCUCAGCAGCUCUUCCGGUGCGGCUUCAGCCAGUCACCAGCAGGAUCUUGACCAGGACCUCGACCAAGACCUAAAACGCCCCCGCAAGCGUCCUCGCCUGGCCCUAUCGAUUGACGACGACAGCAGAUUCACCAGAAUCGAGAAUGAAAUUGUUCCAAGGAAAAACCCUCGCACUCAAGAGACACGACAUCUUCCUUCUCCGACCGAAACCUAUCUACCAGUCUCCCACCACGAACCCAUCCCAUCAUCUCACGAUAUGACACACCCCCAUACACCCUCCCCCCAAAAACGAGCACUCGACGACACCACGACCGACGUUGGCUACGACCUCGACUACACUCCAAGGCCGUUUUCGCUUACUGGUGUCACAUUCUCUCCACGACCAUCCGAUCAGUCUUCCGUUUCUGGCCAGUCUGUGACAAGUCGAGCAUCCGGAGCAUCAUCCCCAAACAAGCGGCUUAGAGACAAUGAGAUACUCGAUUCUGGCUUCACGCUAGGCCAAUUUUCAGAGGACCCAGAUCUCCCAUCAUCUCUGCGAACCCUCAUAGACAAGCUGGGCGUUAUCGAAGAUGGUUUCCAUCUACUGCCCACUUCCCGCAUGUCCGAUGUCGAUCCCGUCACGAAACCAAAAAGAGGCGCCUCCAUCCCACGCCAUGCUUUUGGCGCGGAAGGGGACUUUGCAACUGCCUACAAAAGUCGUGUUCCCAGUCUUGAUUGGAUGCAAGAAGUGAAGUCAGACGCCAACAAAUGCGAACGCGAACGGUCCUCUGAAAGCCAAUGGAACGCGGAAAUCCAUCUACCUGUCUUGAAAUGGAUCUGCAAGAAAGCGAGCAUUACACCUGGGCUUCUAGGGACCCAGUACUGUACGACCGCCCAGAUUCUUUCAAAUUACCGUCCGAAGGGCGCUCCGACGCAGAUGGUAGACUUCUGCAUUGUCGUCGACCCGGCCCGCGACAUGCAAACGCCCGAGGCGCGAGGCAUCAUUUCAAGAAAGUGCAGCUCGAGACCCGGAUCUUCCAUCAACCACUCGGACAUGGGUGGUCUCACUCACCUCCCAAUUGCUCUUUCGCUCGAGACUAAGCGUCCGGGUGUCGAGUGGGAUAAGGCUCUUUUGCAAGUGGGCACGUGGCAGACAGCGCAAUUUAGGAGCCUUAAACAGCUUGGCUGGGAUCCAGAAGCCUCGGCGAUCGAGUUUCUUCCUGCGGUAAUUGUGCAGGGUCAUGACUGGGACUUUGUGGCGACUGUGCCCGGGCUUGCCGGUGAUCAGUCGGUCAUCUAUCUAAAAGUUCCGAUGGGUUCGACACGCCACGAGUGGGGGAUAUUGAAGCUUGUUCUCGCCCUCCAGUGUGUCACUCAGUGGUGUGAAGGGGUGUUUUGGCCAGCGUUCAAGCGUGAAUGUCUUGGUUGUUUAGUGCGCACAGUAUAA